Anopheles maculipalpis is the source of this 1063-nucleotide messenger RNA. RefSeq names its product zinc finger protein 599-like. The record is from RefSeq and is a predicted model, not a curated record. Gene Ontology annotation, biological process: regulation of transcription by RNA polymerase II. Gene Ontology annotation, molecular function: DNA-binding transcription factor activity; RNA polymerase II cis-regulatory region sequence-specific DNA binding. The transcript is spliced from 3 exons. The coding region runs from base 1 to 1038 and encodes 345 amino acids. NCBI's taxonomy places the organism in Eukaryota, Metazoa, Arthropoda, Insecta, Diptera, Culicidae.
AUGCUCAGCUCGACCACAGGAACGGUGGAGCAAAAAUCUCCACAAGCUACCGAACCGAGCUCCACCGGCAUCAAUGGCACGAAAGAACCGCUCAGAACAUGUUUAAUGUGUUUGUUACCCUUCGAGGAGCUCAGUUCGAUUGGAACCGAUUCGGUGGAAGAGUUGAAACGGAUAGUGGAUAAUAUUUAUAAGAUUGCCAAAAUAGAGGUUAAACCAGUCAACGGAAAGAUUGAACCCCUAUGUAACGGAUGUCGGGCGAAACUGGGCUACGAUUACGACGAGGAUGCCUACUUUGAUAUGCUUAGCCAGAUGUACAACAGUGAGGCACAGUGUAAAUCGCCCACAAUCACAAUGCACAACGGCAUCCCGGUACAUGUGGCCGUACCGUGCGAUCCCAGUCCCGACUCACCGGCGUUGGGCCCCGGUGGACACUACAUCGAUGCCGCCUGCGGUACGUUUGUGGUGACGGAACUGGGCGUCGAGGCGUUGAAUGCGGACAAGGAUGAGCUGGUGUGCGCCAUCUGCUCGAAAGCGUUCAAUUUUAAAUCCACGCUUCGGUUGCACAUCCGCAGCCAUCAUCAAACGGCACCCCGGGACACGAUCGAGCUACCGAAGCAUCCGCGCAAACCGCGCACCUACGAGUGUACAGAGUGUAAUCUUAGCUUUAAGCUAAAGUACGACUUUGAUAAGCACAUCGGCAGCCACAAGAAACCAAGCAUGCACCAGUGCGAAGGUUGCUUCAAACUGUUCAAGCACAAAUCCUACUAUCUGAUGCACCGGAAUCUGAAACGGUGCAAGGCACAGUUUUCGAUCGAUCUGACCAAUCCGCUGGAAUCGUUCCUAACGUCGGCCGAUGUGCAGCAGGCAGUAGAACUGGACACGACCCCGGUAGUGCCAUCGACCGGACGGCGGAAGAACGGUACAGCGAAGGAUCGUUCCAGUGGGUCUGCUGCGCUCAGUUCCGUGUCACCGUUUCCUUUACAAUGUACGCCGGAGCUGGGUUCCCUAACUGACUGUGGCAUCCGGAAUGCUAGCUAAGGUAUUUUUAGCAUCGUAACUAAGG